Molecule: messenger RNA, 1807 nt
Organism: Scatophagus argus
Lineage: Eukaryota; Metazoa; Chordata; Actinopteri; Scatophagidae
Gene: zfyve19
Product: zinc finger, FYVE domain containing 19
Exons: 11
Coding region: 162-1445 (427 amino acids)
Biological process (GO): abscission; mitotic cytokinesis checkpoint signaling
Cellular component (GO): cleavage furrow; centrosome; midbody
Molecular function (GO): phosphatidylinositol-3-phosphate binding; metal ion binding
Source: RefSeq, a predicted model, not a curated record
CGGAAUGCUUCCUGUUUUGGUUAUAACAACGUUGACAGGUUGAAAUUUGUAGCUUGAUUGGAAAUUAUUGUUCUUAGAGUCAGCUUUCAUAUUCAUAUCUACCUACAAGAGCAAUAUGAGCCAAUUAUAACUGCGUGUCUCAUGACUCUCAACGUGUCGACAUGGACAGUCGUUGUUAUUGUUGUGCAUCGAAAUUCAGUCUCUUCAAGAAGGAGCUCGGCUGUAAGAAUUGUGGCCGCUCCUUCUGCUCCAGCUGUUUGACUUUCAGUGCUGUGGUACCUCGCGGUGGCAACACCCAGCAGAAGGUCUGCAAACAGUGCCAUGGUAAUCUGACAAGAGGGGGAUCUCCAAAUGAUGCUGGAAAAUGGUCUCCUCCUGAAAAUUACAAAAAACGAGUCGCUGCAUUUGAGGCCAAGCAGCAGGAACAGGCGACAAAGCCUGUUGCACAUGGAGGCAAUAAAAACAGCAAAGGAGGCCAUUUACUAGCCAAAGGCCUGAGUAAAGAAGAUCAGGCUAUUGCUGAAAGACUUCAAAAGCUGAAGGAGGACACCAUACCAAAGUCUGUGCCCUCUGAGAAAGACCUUGAGUCUCGCCUUGCUGCUCUGAAAGCUCCCAGCCGCCCAGUGCCUUCUGUUGGGGAGAUGGAGGAUCGUCUGGCAGUUCUACGGGGUCAGCCUCCGCCAUCUCAAGCUUCUCCACCCGUGUACCAGCCUCCAGCUAACAGGACUCAGACUGAACAAGCCAAUGAUCUGAUUACUCAGAUGACAGAGGAAGUUGCCAUUGACAACCAGCAAUCAAAUCCUGAAUGCAGUGUAGAUGGUGGGAUGAAUGAUCUCAAUAAAGGGGAGGGGGGAACAUUGGAUGAGAAUUUGGAGGAAAACCAGGAGUCGGCCAAACAGUUGGAGGCUGAGAAGGCCAGUCUGCUGGAGGAAGCCAUGCAGGAGCUGAGGAAGGAGCAGCAUUCCCAGGAUCAGGUCCUUCAUAUGGCCAAGAGGCUGGCGCAGUUGAAAGGGCAGGAUCCAGACAAAGUUACUAUGGAGGACUUUCAGCAUCCUGACAGUGACGAGGAGACAGAGGAAGAAGCUGUUCUGAGAGUGUUAAAACAGCUCUCUGAAGAGGCUGCAUUGGAUGAAGCCAGUGGCUACAACAUACCUUUAGAGCAGAGUGGACCAAAAAACACUGAAAAAGAAAAAGCUCCUAAGAAAGUGACUCCAGCACCUAAGAGUAGGGUUUCACCAGCUGCUGUUGCACACCAGCUAUCAGACAGUGAUGAGGAAGAGCUUCCAUGGUGCUGCAUCUGUAACCAAGAUGCCACCCUUCGCUGUCACACCUGUGAUGGAGACCUGUACUGCAGCCGCUGCUUCAGGGAAGGACAUGAUAAAUAUGACAGGAUGGAGCAUCGCACCAGUAACUACACUGCACCAAAGAAGAAGAGGAAGACAUGAUAGUGAGACUGUGCUGUAGGUUUGUGCCUUAUCGGGCUCUGGUCAGUCAUCACUGUUAAAACUUAAGUGAUUUAGACUUAAGUGACCUAUUAUUGUUGUUAAUAAAACUGCUUCAGAAGAUUUAAACACAACCUGUUCUCUAAAGCAAGCCAGAACCUCUAAUUUUAACUUCAACUUAUCCAGUUUGUCUAAAAUGGUUAUAAACAUGUGUUUGUGUAGACCACAGGAAGAGCAGCAUCUGAUUUCUGUAGUUACCAACAGACUAAUGCAACAAAUCAAAAACUGUGGUUAACAUUUAUGGGAAAGCAAAGACUAGACAUAAACUUCAAUGUAAAUGUAAUAAAAUAUGUAUAAUGUGAAAA